Messenger RNA from Pseudonaja textilis, 1049 nucleotides. Lineage: Eukaryota; Metazoa; Chordata; Lepidosauria; Squamata; Elapidae. The record is from RefSeq and is a predicted model, not a curated record.
GGGACGAUUCCAUGCGCACCUCCCAGCUGAACGUGGGCACUUCCACCGACGUGUCACUGAAGAUCACUGAGAGCGACCUGAGCCUCCUGACCGCCAGCAUCCGGGCCCCAUCUGGGAACGAAGAGCCCUGUUUGCUUAAGCGCCUGCCCAACCGCCAUAUUGGGAUCUCCUUCACCCCCAAGGAGGUUGGGGAACACACGGUAAGCGUCAAGAAAAGUGGCAAACACGUCACCAACAGCCCCUUUAAGAUCAUGGUGGGACAGUCGGAAAUUGGUGACGCCAGCAAGGUGAAAGUGUCCGGUAAGGGGCUGAUGGAAGGACGCACCUUCGAGAUGUCCGAAUUCAUCGUCGACACCCGGACUGCAGGCUACGGGGGUCUCGGCCUCUCCAUCGAAGGUCCCAGCAAAGUGGACAUCAAUUGUGAAGACAUGGAAGAUGGCACCUGCAAAGUCACCUACUCGCCGACCGAGCCCGGAAAUUACAUCAUCAACAUUAAAUUUGCCGAUAAACACGUGCCAGGAAGCCCCUUCACUGUGAAGGUGACUGGAGAGGGACGGAUGAAAGAGAGCAUCACGCGCCGGCGCCAGGCGCCUUCUAUCGCCACUGUGGGCAGCACCUGCGACCUGAACCUCAAGAUCCCAGGGAAUUGGUUCCAGAUGGUCUCAGCUCAGGAGCGCCUGACCCGCACUUUCACGCGCAGCAGCCACACCUACACACGCACCGAGCGGACGGAGAUCAGCAAGACCCGCGGCGGGGAGACCAAGCGCGAGGUGCGGGUGGAAGAGUCCACGCAAGUGGGCGGGGACCCCUUCCACAACGUCUUCGGCGAGUUCCUCGGCCGCGAGAGCCUUGGCUCCUUUGGCAGCAUCGCCCGGACCCAGGAGGGUGCGUGGGCCUUGCCGGUGUGCCGUGCACUCGCUUGCUUGUGCCCGUGGGCCUUGCCCCCAGCGGGGAGCACAGCGGUGUGUGAACUGCAUGCCAGCCUCACUUGGGCAGGAAGAGAAGCUGAAUGGGCAUGGGGGCUUUCCCACUGGGGGGGGGCUAUUUGA